Messenger RNA from Rotaria sordida, 1857 nucleotides. NCBI's taxonomy places the organism in Eukaryota, Metazoa, Rotifera, Eurotatoria, Philodinida, Philodinidae. The record is from the annotation of a GenBank genome assembly.
AUGAAUCUAACAAUAAAUAAUAACGAUACAACAAUAAAAUUAUUAAAUGGAUCUCUAUGGUUUCAACAAUUUCAACAAAAAUUUUUAUAUUCUCAAUUUGGAACAUCACAUCAACGAAUUUUACGUCCACAACAACAACGUAAAAGAUUUUCUUAUUUACAAAUGAUUGAAAUUUGUUUACUUUAUUUUAUUCUUAUGGAAAAUUUAAUUAUAUUUAUAUUAACAUAUCAAAAAAAAUUAUCAAAACAACCUUUAUUUAAUACUAAUGAUCCACAACAACAACAACAACAAUCUCAACAACAAUCUCAACAACAUCGUUCAAUUAUUUUUCCAUCAAAAUCUGUACUCUAUAAUUGUUUGCAUCGUAAUUGGAUACGUGCAUAUUCAUUUUCUAAUGUUUGUCUUUCACUUGUCUAUUUUAUAAUUUUAAUUAUAAAACACUAUCAUCCAAAUCUUUUACAUUAUUCAUCUAUAACAUUUUAUUCUUUACCAUUAACACUUGUACAACAAAUAUUAAUUAAUUUCAGUACAUUUCAUUUAUUUAUUAUAUCAAUAAGUAUUUUACAAUAUUUUAUUCGUUAUUAUCGUUUAAUUAAAAACAAAUAUACAUUAAAUGCAUAUAAUGGAAAAAAUCUUUUAAUUACAAAACAUACAAAUGUUGCUUUAAUUUUAAGUGGUUCAUUAGCUCUUAUAUUUGGUUAUAAUUAUAUAUUUUAUACACCAAAACAUUCACAAACAAUAAAAUUACUCCCAUUAAUUACAUUGAAUAUGAUAUUAUUACCAUUAAUUGAUUUUAUUAUUUUCAUAUUUAUUAUUGUUUGUUGUAUUAUUAAUCUAUAUAAAAAUAAUAUUUUAAUAGAACAUGAUAUAUUAUUUGAUAGUCAACUUCAACAACAGCAGCUAACAAAUAAUAUACGUUCAACAGUUGAAAAAAGUACAUGUACUAAAUGUUAUACAAAAUUUUUACAACAAAAUCGAAAUAUAUUUCAAGAUACCGAUCCAUAUACAAGUUUACAUUCACAAUUCUUUGGUGCUCAUCGAGGAUCAAGUACACUUCCAUCAUUAACACGAUUAGAUGAUAAAAGAAAAUAUUCAACAAUAUCUUAUGAAAAUAUUCCAAUGAUAAAUGAUUAUCAUUCACGUUUACGUGCAUCUUAUCCAGGUCAAACAAAUCGAAAUUUUCAUUUAAAUAAAUGUAAUCAUUCACAACAAGAUUUUUCUCAAGAACAACAAAUGGAUAUAAGACAAAAUUCAACAAAUGAUUUAUUUUUACAAACAACAUUAAUUAAAUUAAAACGACAACGUUCAUCUUGUCAUUUAUGUUAUCGUUUAUUAUUAUUAUUUCUUCUUAAAUAUGUUUUAUGUACAUUUCCACAACAUAUGAUUCAAAUGUUAUUUCAUUUAAAACAAUUUUAUGAAUAUAUUAUUAAAGAUAAUUUAUCAAAUAAUAUACUAUUUGAACAUAAUGAAUUAAUAUUAACAAUAUGUCGAUUUUUAUUUUUAUUUGGACGUUUUGGUGAUAGUUUAUUAUUAACACAUUUACCAAAUUUAAUAAAAAAAUAUUUUCCAUGUUGGUGUCAUUUUAAUUCAAAAUUAUUAUGUAAAAAUGAAUCAUAUCAACGACCAUCACAUCAAAUAUUAGUAAAAAAUACAGAUUCAUCAAUACAUGAACCAUUAUCAGGUGAUAAUUUAUCAAUUUCAAAUGAUUUAAUAAAUCAACAAGAAUUACAACAGCAACGACAAAAUUUGAGUAUGAAAGAAUUUUCUCAUACAAAAAAUCAUCAUUUUCGUUUACGUUUUCAAUUUGUUCCUAUAUGGUCAAAUAAACGACCAAGAUUAUUUAAAGAAAAUUGUUAA